Periconia digitata is the source of this 1530-nucleotide messenger RNA. Lineage: Eukaryota; Fungi; Ascomycota; Dothideomycetes; Pleosporales; Periconiaceae. The record is from the annotation of a GenBank genome assembly.
GAUAUCGAGAACAUUGCUAUGAGUUCCGCGAGUGAAGUCGGAUACCUCGCCCACAAAGGCUUGGAGUUGGUGGACAUGCUGGAGUGGUAUUAUCGGCAACAUGCGAACGUAGAGAAAUACGCAGUGGCGGUUCUAUCCAGCAUAUCGACGACAAGAGCGCUACUUGAAAGUCUUGACGCUCUAGAAAAGAAGAGAGCGCUGGAUGAAACGACUAAGUCGCAGAAAUACCUGGGAAUACUGACUCACGUCCGCAACCUACGAAUGAUAGCGACGGUUUUGGAUCAAUAUGAAGCCUGGAACUAUAGGCAUCACUCGAUACAGAGACUGACAAAAAACCUGGAAGAUAUCUCGUUGGUAUUUGACAAGAGGGGUGUUCCGGAGGAUGGAAAACUAGCAGUGCCAGAGGAUACUGUUUCAAUGCCGUCUCGUCUCAACUUGAUGAUCAUAUUUUUCGAAUAUCUAGGCAUAACCCCCCUAGACUUCUCAUUGUUUUCACUGCGGGGGAUUUGGGAAGAAGAAAUUCCGCCAGGUCAUAAGCGGGUUCGCUGGGAAAAUAUUCGCGGGAAGCGAUUGUACGACGACUACGUAGAGCAUGUAGCAGGCGCAGCGCAUGAUCUGCAAGCGUAUCUCGAUGGCGCAAUACGUCGAGGCCAAAGCGAGACCGAACACACCACUAACAAUGCGCUACCUGCGCCCACAACACCGUUUCCCAGAAGUGAAGCCGUUUCGGGUUUUGAUAGUCAGUCGGCAGAUGUUACUGACCAUAGAUUUUCGGAAGACGUCGAGAGCGGGAAGAGCGCAAGCAUUGAACACGAGUCGAAGCUCACCAGAGCAAUGCCACGAACCUUGCAUCUUUUCGUGUGCACCAGCAAAAGCUCUCACACAACGGAACUCCACCAAGAACACGUAUCAGAGAUUUCCGAUGACAGAGAAUUAUUUCAAGAGCUGCGUCGAAGCUACCACAAACAUCGAGGAAGAUUUCGGUCUUAUUGGUCGCUUACCACCGUGCACAGCAUCCACUUUAUGAAGUUUGCGUACGGGGGCCCACGUUACGUCGACGUACGAUGCCACGAUGAUCUCUGCGAACCGUACCAACUAUGCGCUUGCAUACCCCCGAAAGAUAUGGUCUACCCACACGGACCUGACUACGACUGCCAUCCCAUCCCUCCUAGGCUGUCUCCACCAGUCGGCAAGCGGUUGAUGAUGGAUCUAUUCACACACCCCGAAAGUAUCGAGCCCAACAAGAGACUAGUGAUUGAGCAGCUUCCUAAAAGCCGGCUUGGUGGAUUGAAUGCAGAAUAUUCUCAUGAAUUUACUCACGCCUGGGGAAUAUAUUUCAAAGAAGGUUGGCACUGGGUUAAGAUAUGGGUUUUUCUCGGGGUUGGGUUUUUUCCUCCGAGUCUAUUGUUUGGGGUAAUAUGGAGUGUGGUGCGGGAUGAUGUCCAGGGUGGAUUUGGGGUAGCGGCGUGGUGGUUAGCGGGAGCGACGAUCGUUGUUGGCAUUCUAGGAACUCGGUCAAUGACAUCGUGA